Molecule: messenger RNA, 1806 nt
Organism: Oryzias latipes (Japanese medaka)
Lineage: Eukaryota; Metazoa; Chordata; Actinopteri; Beloniformes; Adrianichthyidae
Gene: znf706
Product: zinc finger protein 706
Source: RefSeq, a predicted model, not a curated record
UAAUCUGAAUUGCGUCCUCAAACGCAACACUGACGUUCACAUGUCGGUGCGAAACCAGCAGCUGUCGCGUUUGCUUGUUGGUUUGUCCUUCAAUUCAGACACGUACUCUUAACUUAGGAAGCAUGGCACGAGGACACCAGAAGAUCCAGUCGCAGCAGAAGAACGCCAAAAAGCAGGCAGAGAUGAAGAAGGCGAAGGGCCACGAUCAGAAGACCGCCGCCAAAGCUGCCCUGGUGUUCACCUGCUCUGUCUGCAAGUCUCAGAUGCCUGACCCCAAAACCUUCAAGCAGCACUUUGAGAGCAAGCACCCCAAAGCCCCCCUGCCCCCCGAGCUGGAGGGAGUGGAGGCAUAAGCGGCUGUCCCCCGGAGGCUCCAAACCAUGGAAGAUUUCACAGAACCAGCCUGAGCCAGUUGCCUGUAUUCACACAUGCGAGGUUUCUCCUGCCUGUCGAGUCCUACCUGUAUGUUCUGGUUAUUGGAUCCACGCAAACUCUGACCUGAGGCCACAGCAGAGCUGUUCUUUCAGCGACUCUGUGUUCAUUUUUUCAAUCAAACAGGUAUUUGCUGCUAGGUCAUGCAUCUCUUACUGACUCAUGCAUGUUGAACUGAGCUAAGAUUUAUAGACAACAUGCCAAAAGAGGUUUAAGGAAGGAUUUUUGGGUUAGGAGAUUUUUAACCUAUGCAGCUUUUCGAGACGAAAGUGACCUCAUUUCCUCUAAAAAAAAGUGCUUUAACAGUUAUGUCUAAAGGAGGCAGUGGAACCUGUGCGCACUGUUGAUCCUCUUUCUUGUUCAACUGCAAUACGUCUGCUAGCUGAUCCCUCCAUCUGCAUUGGCUCACCAUAAUGUGAAACUUUCAGCUGUUUCUAGGCUGCUCCACAAUUGAUGGUUUACAAAAUAAAUGUGAUCAUGCCAGCAGCAUUUAUGUGCUUGUGAAAUGGAAUGUAUGCUCCGAUGUAACAUAAAUUGUAUCUUAAUUUUGAAUUGUUAUAUAUAUAUAAUCUCCUUUUUGAGAUGUGUAAUGUAUUUGUAAAUUAUCAUCCGAAGGUUCAUGGGGGGAAAAUAUCAACUAACUGCAGUUUUCAAUAAAAAUACAGCUUAGACAAAUUUCUUUAAUCUGGCUUUAGAAAUGCUCUUUGAGUCGCUCCGUCUGCUUUUUAUCUUUGGAAAAGGUAAUCAAACUCAUCACUGAAAAGUUAAUUGCUGCUUUGCACUCAGUCAAGAACCAAAAUACAAAAAUACCUUUUUUUUUUUAACAAGGAUGUGAGAAAAAUCAGGAUAAUUUUAUUUGUAUUUUAUUAGAUGACUGCAGAAAACGGCUUAAAGUCCCACUCCCCCUACUGUCGAGGCGUUCCCUGCGGUGUUUUAAUUAUCAUCAUGCCAUUUUUAGGAAAAAUAAAAGAGAAACCUUUUUUUUUUUCCUUCUUUCUAGGACAUAGUUUCUGUAGAGCAGCAGUGGUUCAUUAGAAAUUCACCUUUGAGUUUUGGGAGCAACUCCGCCGCCCCUUCCCCUCCCCGUUGCUGAGAGAUCGGAGCUCUUUUGUACGUCACAAAUACGUUCUUUUUUUCAAACACCAUUUUGUUAUCUGUUCCUGAUUCACAAUGAUUUGAAUAAAGAAACACUCAGAAAUGCACAUUUAAGCUUAGUUUUCUUUAUAUCUCUGUCGUCAUUAGAAAAAAUCCUACGUUAAAAACACCCAAAAAACAUUUUUUAUUGGGGCGGGUUUUUGAAUUAAUAAUCAAACUGGUGCCCAUUCUGGAAAUGAGCGAGGAAAAAAUGCAUGAAUAAAAAUCAGUCUAAAAACA